Messenger RNA from Phymastichus coffea, 3255 nucleotides. Its product is annotated as arylsulfatase B-like. The coding region runs from base 307 to 2082 and encodes 591 amino acids. The transcript has 9 exons. The record is from RefSeq and is a predicted model, not a curated record. NCBI's taxonomy places the organism in Eukaryota, Metazoa, Arthropoda, Insecta, Hymenoptera, Eulophidae.
UACUUGCAACGCAAGAUGCGCUGAUCAUAGGGACGCUUAAUUUUUUUGUUCAUCUGUUCGUUUAUUGUCUCUCAGAUUAUCUACUUGUGUUUUACACGUGAUAGUUGCUCAAAUUUAAUUUUGAUUUUUUUUAAUGAAUCUAAUUGGCGUUCAUUUUGGUGCGACUAUUUAAAUUAGUGCGAUUGACGGCGCGCGAACGAGAGAGCCAAGGGACAGAAAAAGAGCGGCGUCAACCAAGUGGACAACGACAACGUAGAAGCAACAGAACAGCGAAAAGACGAUAUAAGAAAGGAAGGUUUCAUUUGAAUGGAUAUGAUGCGGUGGAAGAGUUUCAAUCUGCUGUUAUGGGCUGUGGUUGGGACUUAUGGUCAACUAGAACAAGAGACGCCAUUGUACAACAAACCGCCCCACAUAAUCGUCUUCAUGGCUGACGAUCUGGGAUGGAACGAUGUGGGUUUUCACGGUUCGUCACAAAUCCCGACACCGAACAUAGACGCGCUUGCCUACAACGGCAUCAUUCUAAACAAGCAUUACGUGCAGCCCUCGUGCAGUCCGACCAGAGCGGCUUUUCUCACAGGCCAAUAUCCUCUCAGAAUGGCGAUGCAAGGGAGUGGAAUUCGGGGCGGCGAGCCCCGCGGCAUUCCAUUGAGCGUGAAAAUCUUGCCGGAGUGCCUGCAAGGACUUGGCUACACUACGAAGCUCAUUGGCAAGUGGCACGUUGGUUAUCACACGCCACUUCACACACCGAAGCAUCGUGGUUUUGACUUUUUCUUCGGAUUUUACAAUAGCUACGUUGGCUACUACGACUACCGGUACACGCAAGGUAACAUGUCUGGUUUCGAUAUGCACCUGAACAACAAUCCAGCUUACGGCAUGGAAGGUGAAUACUUGACCGAUCUACUGACCACAGUGGCCAUCGAUGAAAUCGAACGUCACGAUCCGACUCAGCCACUUUUCAUGCAGAUCAAUCAUUUGGCGCCUCAUUCACCGCUCGACGUGCCUAACGAGUAUCUGUAUGACGAGGAGCUUCGACACAUCAUUGAUCCUAAUCGACGUAAUUAUGCAAAAAUGGUGAUGAAGUUGGACGAAUCGCUCGGCCGUGUCAUGUCCAAAUUGGGGGAUCGGGGAUUGUUGCAGAAUUCCGUGAUUGUACUCUUCAGCGAUAACGGCGCUGCGCCGAUUGGCAAGUUCCGUAAUUGGGGUUCUAAUUGGCCACUUAGAGGCACAAAGUAUACGCUGUACGAAGGUGGCGUACGUAGCGUAGCUGCAAUUUGGUCACCAAGAUUAGUCAGCAAAGGUCGGGUUUCCGAACAACUGUUCCACGUGACUGAUUGGUUACCAACUCUGUACUCAGCAGCCGGUGGUGAUCUGCAUGAUCUUCCACCGAUCGACGGUGUCAAUCAAUGGGACGUAUUGAGUAUCGGCACUGGCAAUGUACGCGACCGCAUUCUUCUAAACAUCGACGAAGUCACCAGAACUGAAGCUGCCAUUUAUCAGCGUUUUAAGCUCGUCAGAGGUUCACUAUUUCGCGGCUACUACGACAACGUUGAAAGCGAUACAGGCCGCGGUCGUGACGUACCACAAUACAACACGACCAAAGUACUGCAGAGUGCAGUGUCCGAUGCGAUACGUCAGCAUCUCGGAGGACCGGUCAUUCAAGCGAGUAGUAUGUGGCAUCUUCAAGCUCAGGCGACUGUCUUGUGCAGGCCAAAUAUCACCAAUAUGCUCUACGUCAAUCGACCAACUCUCACGUCGUGCAACGACAGCGAAUGUUUGUUCGAUCUUAGCAGCGAUCCUUGUGAAACCAAUAAUAUUGCUAAGAGUUAUCCUAAGUUUACAGAAGAUUUGAAUCAGUACAUUCAACGUUAUCGUAACGUAUUGCAACGCCAGUUAGAGCUGCCGGUGGAUUACAAUGCGGAGCCACGUCGUUGGAACUACACAUGGCAACCGUGGCUCGGCGGUGUCUACGAUAGCUAUUAUACGUCUUUUUAUCAAAACGCUGGCUCGACUUUUGGCGGCGUUGCAGUUUGUGCUCAUAUUGGUCUGGCUUUUAUUAUCAUCGGAUUGCGCACGUUCAUCUGACUUCGUGCUAAUCCUCAAGACAAAUCCAAUUGCAAACGAUGUCCCAAGUGCCGCGAUCGUGGUAACAAGGAAAAAAACGAUACGAUAAGAUGAACGGAUAACGAUACCCGAAGUGUCUAUGAAAAUUGAUAUAUAGAAGAUUAAAACGCAAUCAUAUUUGAUGCACAACGAAAGACUCUGACGUGUGUUGAAUUUCAAUUAGCGCUGCGAGCUCCGUAUACUAUUACCAAAAAAAUGUAAGCUUUCUUUUUCUACUGCAAUUGAAAAAGAAGUUUAUGAAAGAUAAAUGAACGUCUACAUACUUUAUUUAAAUACAUUUUAUUAUAAAAAAUUCUUAUUAUCAUAAAUAUUCAUAUGUAUUUAAAAUCGCAAAAAGUGAUGAUUCUUUGUUAUAGUUGUCAAGGUGAGCUUGUUUGGACUUCUUUCAUUUGCUCUUUGAGAAUAAUGUUCAAAAUACAGUGCUGUUUAUUAUUCGAAACUCGUUGUACCGGUUUAUGUAAAUUUUUUCCAUGAAGCGUUUUGUAAUUAUUAUUAUUAUUAAUUGCAAAUUUUACAUUACAUAUAUAUAUAUAAUGAGUAUUAUUUACGCUUAAGAAUUUUGAAAACCAAAACGUUAUAGAGAGUAGUUUCAUAAAUCAGAUGAUCAUAUGUAAAAAAAAUAGAUACAUCUGUAUCGGAUAUUAUUAUAGUAUUGUAAAUGGUUAAGCUUAAUAAUUAAUAAAUAAGUAACUCAAAAUUUUAUCAGAUCGUAACUUAACUUCUUAAAUUUUAAAUAAAAUUUAAAAAAUGUGGCAACUUAUUUCGCCCCGUAUUAUUUUCCAUUCAUUACGUUUGAAUGGAUAAUCAGCCAGUUUCAAAGAUCUUCCAUUUCGCUCAAUAUUUAUGCUGAUUGCUUUGUCGAUCUCCUUUCAUUGGUUUACUUACAAAACAUUCAUCGGAAACGAUAAUACGUAUAAAUUUGUUUAAUGAAUACACUUGGUGAAUAGUAUUUAUAACAAUACUUGUCAGAAUUAAAGGAAAAGAAAAUAUUGACGGUCAGUCAUGAAUUACCAAUUCCUGAUUUUCCGUGAUUAUCGAGCACUAAUGUGCUGGCACGAAAUUAUUUGUAAUGCAAUUAAGUUAAUUUCGUAGUAAAUUUUCUUUUUCUCAAUGUCAAUAUUGAUUUCUUUUUCA